Messenger RNA from Colletotrichum destructivum, 2983 nucleotides. RefSeq lists its product as uncharacterized. The record is from RefSeq and is a predicted model, not a curated record. Gene Ontology annotation, biological process: regulation of DNA-templated transcription; DNA-templated transcription. Bases 531 to 2726 code for a protein of 731 amino acids. Lineage: Eukaryota; Fungi; Ascomycota; Sordariomycetes; Glomerellales; Glomerellaceae. Gene Ontology annotation, molecular function: DNA binding; zinc ion binding; DNA-binding transcription factor activity, RNA polymerase II-specific. The transcript has 8 exons.
CUUGAUCAACCUCUUUCUGAACACGAUACUGCUGCUUGUCUUCUUCUGACUGCCGAUACCUACUGCAGAUAGCUAUACUCCGCCCCAGAUCCAAACACCAUCAACCCCAAUAGCCGACGCGCUAGUUCCAAGAACAUUGCCACAUAAGCUCAGCGACCUGGCAGCCGCCUGGAUACCGCGGCGAAGGCUCGGCGCAAAAUCCUUCAAGUGCGGACUCCGCGCGCUCCGCUCCCGUCCUUCUUAGUAGCCUCCGGCCGCGUCCCUCCCGCCGACUAAUUGUUCCUGGCCUGGUUCCGAACUGUCACGCCCACUCUUUCGCUUCCGUUUUGCUCGGGUCCCGACUGUGCCAUUCUCCGGGCUCUGUCUUGGCAAUUUCACCAAUCCCGUGCUGUGCAAGGCCCCGAUCCGGAUCUUGUUCGCCCGGCCCGCCGGCUCCCUUCGGCCCCUUAGUCACGACCUACUCACCCACAUUGUAGACAUCAUCUAUCGAUAGAUGCCUCAUAGAUUCGAAAACCAUUUCACCCGCCGUGAUGGAUCCCGCAUCGUCGUCUGCCGUCCCUGGCCCGAGUACCUCUGCCGGCGGCUCCAACCUUCCCAUCAAACGAGCGUGUGAUGCUUGUCGUGCACGCAAGAUUCGCUGUGAUAGGGAAGACCCCUGUGCUCACUGCCAACAUGCCGGCAUCGAGUGCAAGAACACCUCGGGACUCAAGCCGAAAGAAAAGAGGACUCGCAUUCUCAUUACCCCCCAAUAUGAGAAGAAGAUCGACCUGAUAGACCGCCGACUCGACGGCGUAGUCCGCCUCCUCGAAGACCUCAAACUCCACUUUCCUGUACCGUCAGCAACAUCAACAUCCAAACCCCCGGACACGUCGACUUUCGCACCGAAACCGCUCUACCUGCAGCCGAAAACCGUCGCUUCGUCCAUCUCGACGCCUGCCAGCCAUGCCAACUCUGUCCAGACGAGCGACCCCAUGGUGGAAGGGGAGUCAUCCAUGACAGCCCAGUCAAUCUUUGCCCACGAUUUCCUCCAAAAGGCCGUCGGGGAUGACUCCUCCGUCCUUGAAAUGCGAGAGACGCUUGACGCCCUUCACUCUCUGGUCGACGCGCUGAAGCAGCAACCGGCCAUCCACGAGCUGACAUAUCCCCACGCCAGACCCAUAGCUAGGCUUGCUCUCGGCGACUGUGAAAUGCCCCCGGUGCAGUCCGCCGUCAACGCUAUCCGCGAGGCAAAAGCUCACAAAACACUUGGCCUGGAGUGGGUAACCAACUUCCUCCACCCGGAUCAUUUCACCGACCUGGUCCUCAAAGUCUACUUUUCACCGGCCGAUUUCAACGAAGCCGAGUUCAUCAUUGUGAAUGCCGGCCUGGAGUGUCUCUACAUGGACCUGUCCGUAAACAAGGCCACGGCGGCGCCGCUCAAGGAGGAGUAUGCAAAAAUGGGGACCCUCUGCACCAGUAACCUCGAGACUGCGUUGGCCAACCUGCCUCUGCACCUGCCAGCCACCAUGGACAUGAUCGUGGCCUUGUUGUUCGGCGCCUACCACGCCAUGGAAGUGGCAAAGCCAAGCCUUGCCUGGACGUUGAACACGGCCUCGGCCCAGCUAUGCCAGACCCUCGGAUACCACCGAAUAGCUUCCGUCAGGAGCGGCAACCCUGACGACGAAGAUUACAAGAUUUUCCUGUUUUGGUCCGUCUACUUUGUGGACAAGUCGCUCUCCCUCCGCCUGGGUCGCCCGUCAACAAUUUCAGACUACGACGUCACCGUCCCCUACCCGUCGAGUGCUAGCAAAAUGCACGGUGCGCUGAUGAGCUACUUCUGCUUGUGGGUCAUUGUGUCCAGGAUCCAGGGCAAGACCUACGAGCUGUUGUACAGCCCCGAGGCGUUGUCCCAGUCGAGCUCAGUCCGUGAAGGUCGCGCACGGGGGUUGGCGGCAGAGCUUCAGCAAGUGACGGAUCGCACUCAGGAGACGCACGCACAGUACUUGGAGUCGGCAAUCAAGGCCGUCGGCCAAAACACGAUGGAUUUCUUCAACGUCUCUGACGAGGUGCUGAGAUUGUCGCUACUCACCAUCAUAUACCGGGCGGUACCCUCGCCCCCAGGCUCAUCCACCACCUUUAGUACAGAGUGCAUCGGCGCCGCAAGGGCGACACUGAAGCGACACGAGGAUUGCAUGGCGAUCAUGGCCAAGGACGGCUACUACCUGUUUCCCAUGUAUAUGAAUUGGACUAUCCUCUUCGCACCGUUCGUGCCGUUCAUCGUCAUCUUCUGCCAGGUCAUGGAAACGAGCGAUGCUACAGAUCUGGCCCGACUGCAAGGGUUUGUUGCGUCGAUUCAGGACGCCAAAGAGUUCACCGAGGCGUCGGCGAGACUCUGCCGGCUCUUCCAGGUCCUCUACAACGUCGCGUUCCGGUAUGUCGAGAUGCGCAACAGUUCACAGCAGACGGGGCAGGCGCAGGCAAGCCAGGAGAUGGACAAGUAUCUCACGGCACUCGGGUUCCCGUCCGCGGGGCAGUCGUCCGAGGGGGGCCCGGACGGUUCGGACCAGCUCCCGAUGGGCGGCGGCGGCGGCAGCGGCGGCGAUGAGGGGAUGACCUCUACCGGGUCGGGCCUGGUGCCACUCAACCAGAUGCUGUGGAUGGGAAACGCAUCGCAGUUGGAGGACUGGUUUUAUAGUAACCAGCAGAUGAUGGGGCUUGUGGAGGAUGACGACUCGUUCUUGCAGUGAGUCCGCAGGCCUGUCGAAGCAUGUGGUAGGACGGUGAUGGAUUGGGGACACGACGAGAAAAAUGAUGUACACAUUUCACUCUACGGUGUUAGAAUACGGGCACUUGAGGAAUUGGCUCACUGGGAGCAAUUUGGACGAGGCGCGGAAUUCAAUGUCAGCCAGGAUAAACCGCCUGGGUAUAGAUGAGCGAUGGCUUCAAAGAGACAAGCAUUGCUACUCUGCAGAUAGAGGUGAGAAUCAUGCAAUUUAACGCGAAG